CGCCUCCCAGGCCCCCACGAGGUCCCGAGGGGAGGGGGAUCCCUCGGCGGGAGGCCUGUCCCUUUAAGGAGGCGGCCCUGCCUGGGUGUGCCCCGUCUCCAUGGUUACCCCGGAGCUGGCGGCGGGCGCAGGAGGGAAGGAGGGAGGCUGCCGCUUCUCCCCGACAGACGGAGGGAGCUGCGGGGAUCCGGUGCGGAGCGGAGCCCGAGAGGGAGCCGACCCGCAGCCGAAACCGGAGCUCCUGCUGCAGCCGCCGCGAGCGGAAGGUGCCGAGAGCACAGCGCGAGCGGAGCCGCGAGUCCAGGAUUCGUGGGCUGCCAGGGCGCGAGGAGCAGCGCGCCAUGCUCCGGGCCCCGACGGCGGGGACGCCCCCUUGCGCGCGGGCGGCUGGCAGGACCUGCGAGCCCGGGGUGGGCAUCACCCCCCGACGGCUGCGCUAGGGGGCGCGGGGCCCGGCGGGGGGCGGCCGACUUGGGCGCCCUCCCCCGGCGCUGAGCUCCCGCGCCCCGGAGGGAUGGGGCGGGCGGCCUUGGCCGCCUAAGAUGCCGGCCAUGCGGGGACUCCUGGCGCCGCAGAACACCUUCCUGGACACCAUCGCCACGCGCUUCGACGGCACGCAUAGUAACUUCGUGCUGGGCAACGCCCAGGUGGCGGGGCUCUUCCCCGUGGUCUACUGCUCUGAUGGCUUCUGUGACCUCACGGGUUUCUCCCGGGCCGAGGUCAUGCAGCGGGGCUGCGCCUGCUCCUUCCUCUAUGGGCCAGACACAAGUGAGCUCGUCCGCCAACAGAUCCGCAAGGCCCUGGAUGAGCACAAGGAGUUCAAGGCUGAGCUGAUCCUGUACCGGAAGAGUGGGCUCCCGUUCUGGUGUCUCCUGGAUGUGAUACCCAUAAAGAAUGAGAAAGGGGAGGUGGCCCUCUUCCUGGUCUCUCACAAGGACAUCAGUGAAACCAAGAACCGAGGGGGGCCUGACAGCUGGAAGGAGUCAGGUGGUGGCCGACGCCGAUAUGGCCGGGCUGGAUCCAAAGGUUUCAAUGCCAACCGGCGACGGAGCCGGGCUGUGCUCUACCACCUGUCUGGGCACCUGCAGAAGCAGCCCAAGGGCAAGCACAAGCUCAAUAAGGGGGUGUUUGGGGAGAAGCCAAAUCUGCCUGAGUACAAGGUAGCCGCCAUCCGGAAGUCGCCCUUCAUCCUGCUGCACUGUGGGGCGCUGAGGGCCACUUGGGAUGGCUUCAUCCUGCUGGCCACCCUCUACGUGGCUGUCACCGUGCCCUACAGCGUGUGCGUGAGCACAGCCCGGGAGCCCAGUGCCGCCCGCGGCCCCCCCAGUGUCUGCGACCUGGCCGUGGAGGUCCUCUUCAUUCUCGACAUUGUGCUGAAUUUCCGUACCACGUUCGUGUCCAAGUCAGGCCAGGUGGUGUUUGCCCCCAAGUCCAUUUGCCUCCACUACGUUACGACAUGGUUCCUGUUGGAUGUCAUUGCAGCGCUGCCCUUUGACCUGCUGCACGCCUUCAAGGUCAAUGUGUACUUUGGGGCGCACCUGCUGAAGACAGUGCGACUCCUGCGGCUGCUUCGCCUACUCCCCCGGCUGGACCGCUACUCGCAGUACAGCGCCGUGGUGCUGACCCUGCUCAUGGCCGUGUUCGCCCUGCUCGCCCACUGGGUGGCCUGCGUCUGGUUCUACAUUGGCCAGCGGGAAAUUGAGAGCAGCGCCUCAGAGCUGCCCGAGAUUGGCUGGCUGCAGGAGCUGGCCCGCCGACUGGAGACCCCCUACUACCUGGUGGGCCGGAGCCCUGCCGCAGGGAACGGCUCGGGCCAGAGUGACAACUGUAGCAGCGGCUUCGGCGAGGCCAACAGGACCGGGCCUGAGCUCCUGGGCGGCCCCUCACUGCGCAGCGCCUACAUCACCUCCCUCUACUUCGCGCUCAGCAGCCUCACCAGCGUGGGCUUCGGCAACGUGUCCGCCAACACGGACACGGAGAAGAUCUUCUCCAUCUGCACCAUGCUCAUCGGCGCCCUGAUGCACGCGGUGGUGUUUGGGAACGUGACGGCCAUCAUCCAGCGCAUGUACGCCCGCCGCUUUCUGUACCACAGCCGCACCCGCGACCUGCGCGACUACAUCCGCAUCCACCGCAUCCCCAAGCCCCUCAAGCAGCGCAUGCUCGAGUACUUCCAGGCGACCUGGGCGGUGAACAACGGUAUCGACACCACAGAGCUGCUGCAGAGCCUCCCAGACGAGCUCCGCGCUGACAUUGCCAUGCACCUGCACAAGGAGGUCCUGCAGCUGCCCCUGUUCGAGGCGGCCAGCCGGGGCUGCCUGCGGGCGCUGUCCCUGGCCCUGCGGCCCGCCUUCUGCACGCCGGGCGAGUACCUCAUCCACCAGGGCGACGCCCUCCAGGCCCUCUACUUCGUCUGCUCUGGCUCCAUGGAGGUGCUCAAGGGCGGAACUGUGCUCGCCAUCCUAGGGAAGGGAGACCUGAUCGGCUGUGAGCUGCCCCGGCGUGAGCAGGUGGUCAAGGCCAAUGCCGAUGUGAAGGGGCUGACGUAUUGCGUCCUACAGUGUCUGCAGCUGGCCGGGCUGCAUGAGAGCCUGGCACUGUACCCCGAGUUUGCCCCCCGCUUCAGCCGGGGCCUCCGAGGGGAGCUCAGCUACAACCUGGGUGCUGGUGGAGGCCCCGCCGAGGCGGACACCAGCUCCCUGAGUGGCGACAACACCCUCAUGUCCACCCUGGAGGAGAAGGAGACAGACGGCGAGCAGGGCCCCGCAGCCUCCCCAGCCCCAGCUGAUGAGCCCUCCAGCCCCCUGCUGUCCCCUGGCUGCACCUCCUCGUCCUCAGCUGCCAAGCUGCUAUCCCCGCGGCGAACUGUGCCCCGGCCCCGGCUGGGUGGCAGAGGGCGGCCAGGCAGGGCAGGGGCUUUGCAGGCUGAGGCCGGCCCCUCAACUCAUCCUCGGAGCUUGGAGGGGCUGCGGCUGCCCCCUGUGCCAUGGAAUGUGCCCCCAGAUCUGAGCCCCAGGGUCGUAGAUGGGAUUGAGGACGGCUGUGGCUCCGACCAGCCCAAGUUCUCCUUCCGUGUGAGGCAGUCUGGCCCGGAAUGUAGCAGCAGCCCUUCUCCUGGACCAGAGAAUGGCCUGCUCACUGUCCCCCUUGGGCCCAGCGAGGUGAGGAACACAGACACGCUGGACAAGCUUCGGCAGGCGGUGAUGGAGCUGUCUGAGCAGGUGCUGCAGAUGCGGGAGGGGCUGCAGUCCCUUCGCCAGGCUGUGCAGCUGGUCCUGGCACCCCGUGGGGAGGGCCCCUGCCCGGCCGGGGCCUCUGGGCUGCUGCAGCCCCUGUGUGUGGACACUGGGGCAUCCUCCUGCUGCCUACAGCCCUCAGCUGGCUCUGUCUUGAGUGGGACCUGGCCCCACCCUCGUCCAGGGCCCCCUCCCCUCGUGGCUCCCUGGCCCUGGGGCCCCCCCGCAUCUCAGAGCUCACCAUGGCCUCGAGCCACUGCUUUUUGGACCUCCACCUCUGACUCGGAGCCCCCAGGCUCAGGAGAACUCUGCCCUGAGCCCAGCACCCCUGGCUCACCGCCUCCCGAGGAAGGGGCUAGGACUGGGCCCCCGGAGCCCGUGACCCAGGCUGAGGCUGCCAGCACCGGAGAGCCCCCACCAGCUUCAGGGGGCCACGCCUUGCCCUGGGAGCCCCAUAGCCUGGAGAUGGUGCUUAUCGGCUGCCACGGCUCUGGUACAGUCCAGUGGACCCAGGAAGAAGGCACAGGGGUCUGACCACCAGCCUCAGAACUCAGUGUUGCCAGACCUGCUUCCAUCUGCUGCUCUGCCCAAGCUCAGGGUGGAG
Bubalus bubalis (water buffalo) is the source of this 3837-nucleotide messenger RNA. It is a transcript of the gene KCNH3, whose product is annotated as potassium voltage-gated channel subfamily H member 3. Gene Ontology annotation, molecular function: voltage-gated potassium channel activity. The record is from RefSeq and is a predicted model, not a curated record. Gene Ontology annotation, biological process: potassium ion transmembrane transport; regulation of membrane potential. Bases 543 to 3767 code for a protein of 1074 amino acids. Lineage: Eukaryota; Metazoa; Chordata; Mammalia; Artiodactyla; Bovidae. The transcript is spliced from 15 exons. Gene Ontology annotation, cellular component: membrane.